AUGGUGAAAGCUGACAAACGAAGCUGGGAUCAACAAAAAACAAUAACAAAAGAACAAGGGGGAAAUAUGCCCAACGUGUUUAACGAAAUACAAUCAAACACAUGGACUCAUAUCUACGAUGGCAGGAAUAGUAUUUUUGAUUUUUACAAAAAUACCCAUAUUUUAAUCACCGGCGGUACAGGUUUUUUAGGAAAAGCCCUUAUAGAAAAACUUCUUAGAUCUUGUCCGGAUAUUAAAUGCAUUUAUCUGCUAUUGCGACAUAAAAAAGGAAAAAAUGAAAUUGAGAGAUUGGAUGAAUUGCUUCAGAAUCCGGUAUUUGAUCGUAUACGGGAGUUUGAUGGGGAAAUAUUUAAAAAAAUAAAACCAAUUUUGGGAGAUGUUUCGUUACCGAACUUAGGGAUGAAUAACGAAGAUUUAAAUGUUGCUAUCGAAAAUCUAAAUAUUGUAUUUCAUUCAGCUGCGACUGUAAAAUUCAAUGAGGAUCUAAAAACUGCCUUAAAUUACAAUACAUUAGGAACUAAAAAAGUUCUGGACUUUUGUUGUAAUCUGAAACGAUUGAAGAGUUUUGUUUACGUAUCGACCGCUUUCAGUAACUCGGAUAAGGAAAAUAUCAAGGAAACUGUCUACGAAACCCCCUACGAUCCAGAAGAAAUUUUCAAUAUAAUUGAUAACCUCUCCGAUUAUGAUUUACAAGUAUACACAAAAAGAUUAUUGAAAAAUCAUCCUAAUACGUAUAUUCUCACGAAAUCGAUAGCGGAAUUUGAGGUUUUAAAAUACUCCAGGACAUUACCUUGUGCUAUUGUCAGACCAUCAAUUAUCACGGCAGCUUGGAAAGAGCCGUUUCCUGGUUGGGUGGACAGCAUUAGUGGAAUCACGGGAAUAUUCAUGGAAUGCGGAAGAGGAACAAUCAAAUCUAUUUUAUGUAACGAAAAAUAUAGAAUGGAUAUUAUACCAGUGGAUAUUGUUGUAAGCACCUUGAUCACCUCUGCUUGGCAUACAGUGAAACACAGAUCAAAUUCUCUGAGAGUUUACAAUUGUACAAGUGGUCAAAUAAAUCCAAUUACAUGGUGCAGAUUUAAAGAGUUAACUUUAAAGUAUACAAGAGCAUUUCCAAGUAAAUACGUAACAUGGUAUCCAUCAUUUACCUAUAGAACGAGUAAAAUAAUACAUAUGAUUUUAGCGAUUUUUUAUCAAAUUUUACCUUCAGCUUUAUUAGAUAUUUACCUGUAUGCCGUAGGUAAAAAACCGAUAAUGUUAAGAAUAAGCAAAAAAUUCUACGACGCUCUUUUAGCAGGAAGUUUUUCAUCUACUAGAGAAUGGAACUUCCAAGUUUGUACAAUGAAAAGUUUGACAAAGGCAGUACAAAACGCACCGGAUGGACACAAAUUUGAAAUUGAUAUAACUACCGAUAACGGUUUUCAAUGGGCAAAAUAUGUUGAGACUUUUAAUUUAGGAGUAAGGAAAUACAUUUUGAAAGAUGACAUGAAAAGUAUGGUAGAAGCUAGAAAAAAAUUACGAAGAUUAUACUGGUUCCAGAAAAUUAUUGAGGUUUUUACAAUUUAUAUAACUUUGAGGACAUUUUUUCCAUACAUGAAACGUUAUUUUACUAAUUAUUUCGAAAGAUCAGUGGAGCUACAAAUUUUUACAGAUUAGUAAAAGCUAAUUUCAGUUUUUAAUUAAAUUU
This is a messenger RNA of Diorhabda carinulata, 1684 nucleotides long. Its product is annotated as putative fatty acyl-CoA reductase CG5065. Bases 1 to 1653 code for a protein of 550 amino acids. Gene Ontology annotation, cellular component: peroxisome. Gene Ontology annotation, biological process: long-chain fatty-acyl-CoA metabolic process. Gene Ontology annotation, molecular function: alcohol-forming very long-chain fatty acyl-CoA reductase (NADP+) activity. Lineage: Eukaryota; Metazoa; Arthropoda; Insecta; Coleoptera; Chrysomelidae. The record is from RefSeq and is a predicted model, not a curated record. The transcript is spliced from 10 exons.